Arachis ipaensis is the source of this 480-nucleotide messenger RNA. RefSeq lists its product as uncharacterized. NCBI's taxonomy places the organism in Eukaryota, Viridiplantae, Streptophyta, Magnoliopsida, Fabales, Fabaceae. The record is from RefSeq and is a predicted model, not a curated record. Gene Ontology annotation, molecular function: zinc ion binding; nucleic acid binding.
AUGACUGCUGUGGCUCCUAUGGAGAUUCGUACUUUUUCUGAUUUGGUGAACAAAGCAAGGGUAGUUGAAGAGUAUGCCAAGACCGUAGCAGCAUCCAAGGAGACUCAUGGAGGGAACUCGAGUCGGGGACGUGGCAAGUAUUUCCAUCCUAGAGGUGGGUGCUUCAACUGUGGCUUGCCUGGUCAUUUUGCGAGGGAUUGCACACGUGGAAAAAAUCCAAGUGCGGGUCAGAGUCAGCACCAGGGGCAAGUUUUUGCUGUGAAUGCCAAGGAUGCUUCCAAGGCGGAUCCGUUGAUGAGAGGUAUAUGUCUAAUUGGUGAUAAAACAUUAAUUGCAUUGUAUGAUACUGGAGCUUCGUAUUCAUUUAUUUCAUUUGCUAAAGUUGAGGAAUUAGACUUGAAAGUAUCAGAGUUACCAUUUGAUCUGCAUGUACAUACUCCGCAUCAGAUGGUCAUGACUAGGUCGGUUGUAGGCAAGUAG